This is a messenger RNA of Hemicordylus capensis (graceful crag lizard), 892 nucleotides long. It is a transcript of the gene CIDEB, whose product is annotated as cell death inducing DFFA like effector b. The transcript is spliced from 5 exons. Gene Ontology annotation, biological process: apoptotic process; regulation of apoptotic process. The coding region runs from base 93 to 758 and encodes 221 amino acids. Lineage: Eukaryota; Metazoa; Chordata; Lepidosauria; Squamata; Cordylidae. The record is from RefSeq and is a predicted model, not a curated record.
CAGCCAGGUUUCCCUGCAGAAGUGAGCUCAAGGAACCAAGGAAGGGCAGACCGACAGGCAGAGGGUCUCCCCACCCCCCACCCCUUGACACCAUGGAGUAUAUCAACACCCUGGCAACCUCGGCUCUGAUAAAGUCAGUAUCAAAUGUAGGCUCAGAACUCACACGGCGCGUUUGGGCCCCGAAUCCCCCGCCCCAGCGGCCCUUCCGGGUAUGUGACCACAAGCGCAGCGUGCGGAAGGGGCUGACCGCAGGGACCCUGAAGGAGUUGCUGGUCAAGGCAAGGGAGACGCUGCUGGUCUCGCGGAUCAUUUCCUUGGUGCUGGAGGAAGACGGUACCCUGGUAGAGACGGAGGAGUUCUUUGAGGUUCUGGACGAUAACACCACCUUGAUGGUCCUGGAGAAGGGUCAGAAGUGGAGCCACGCCAAGGGCGGGAGCCGGUCGUACGCGCUCAGCCGGGAGAAGCCGCGCAACAGCCGGGACAUCGCCCGCAUCACUUUUGACAUCUACAAGCUCAACCCACGCGACCUCUUCGGCAGCCUCAACAUCUCGGCCACCUUCUACGGGCUCUACUCCAUGAGCUGCGACUUCAAGUGCCUGGGACCCAAGAAGGUGCUGAGGGAGAUACUACGGGUCACAUCGGCUGUCAUGCAAGGCGUGGGCCACAUCCUCCUGGGGGCUGCCCACUACAUCCAUCGAAUCCUGGAGGGCGGCGAGAGCAGGCACCGUAACGCCAGACUGCAAAGCUAUGAAGACUGAGGCCUCCGCUCCUGCUCCCGCAGCAGCGAGGCUGAAUUCCCAACCACCACCCCAUUCUUGCUGCAGCCCAGCCAACGGCAAGGCUGGGAUUUAAAUCUGGGACGGCAAAUUAAAAAGGUAUUUCAAAACACCAA